Molecule: messenger RNA, 2157 nt
Organism: Anoplopoma fimbria (sablefish)
Lineage: Eukaryota; Metazoa; Chordata; Actinopteri; Perciformes; Anoplopomatidae
Product: hyccin 2-like
Biological process (GO): protein localization to plasma membrane; phosphatidylinositol phosphate biosynthetic process
Cellular component (GO): plasma membrane
Source: RefSeq, a predicted model, not a curated record
GCUGGCACUCUCCUAUUCCCUGGUGAGCCUCGCCGCGGGACAAUAAGCAGGUCCUUCAUAGAGGAAGAGCAGCCCUUGAAGGAAACUUUGCUUAUUGCCAUUCGCCAGGCCUCGUUAGCUGUAUGACAUAUUUAGCAAACAGUGACGGCUGGCUGGGGAGCACUGUUGUUACUAGACACUGGAAUACUGGGGUUAGAUGGAUGCAGAGUGGGGAGGAAUUACACCGGGGUCCAAAGGUGACCCUCAGUGAUUGACAGAUGUGUAAAACUGCGGAGAACCAUUUGCCUCUCCACGUGGAGAUCUGAGUUCUGGGACACUGAGGCAGCCAAGGGGGGGGUCUCUGAGGAAGAUGCUGGGUUCAGAGCGCAGUGUUGUCGAAGAAUGGCUCUCAGAAUUCAAGUCCUUACCAGAAACCCGCAUCCCCAGCUACGCCGGCAGUCUUCAUCUAAAGAAGUCCCUGGUGCCAGCUCUCUACAGAGUCAUCCAGGACCCCAACAAUGAGCUGCUGGAGCCUGUCUGCCACCAACUGUUCGAGCUGUACCGGAGCUCCGAAGACCGCCUGCGCCGCUUCACCCUGCAGUUCCUGCCCGAACUGGUGUGGGUAUAUCUUCGCAUCACAGCCAGCAGGGAUCGCCAGAGCAACGGGUGCAUUGAGGCCCUCCUCCUGGGCAUCUAUAACCUGGAGAUCGUGGACAAAGAUGGCAACAGCAAGCUCCUCUCCUUCACAAUACCAUCUCUGUCCAAACCAUCGAUAUAUCACGAGCCUUCUAGCCUGGGGUCCAUGGCACUGACAGAGGGGGCCCUGUGUCAACAUGACCUGAUCAGAGUGGUGUACAGCGGCCUCCACCCACAGAGAGAGACCUUCACAGCUCAGAACAGGUUUGAAGUGCUGUGUUUCCUCAUGCUCUGCUACAACUCUGCUGUGGUGUACAUGCCCCUGUCUUCCUAUCAGUCCGUCUGCAGAAUGAGCUCAAGGCUGUGUUUAUGUGGCUUCCCCCGGCAGCAGCAGAAGCUUUGGAGGGAACCGUGCAACCGCGUGCUGCUGGACCCCGAGUUCAUGGUGCAGAUGCUGACUGCCGUUUAUCACGCCAUAUACAAUGGAGAGUGGGAGAUGGGACGGGAAGCUCUGGAGGACAUUCUGUACAGGGCCCAGCUGGAGCUUUACUCCCAGCCUAUCUUGCUGGCGAAUGCCAUGAAGAACUCGCUGCCAGACAGCGCUCCAGAUGAGCCGCGGGGCCGCAAAGUGCUCCAGGUGGAGGUGACACCCACCAUCAGCCGCAUCUCUAUCUCAGCCAUCACCACCGCCUCCAUACGACGCCACCGCUGGAAGAGAGAGGAAGCUGACGGAAUGAGCGGCGGAGAAGAUUCUUUCAACGUCAACGACCCGGACGAGGGUUUCUCCUCCGGGGCGUCCAACAGCAGCCAGCCCAGCGGCACCAAGGCGGGCGGCAGCAUGGGGCCGAGGGGCGGCAGCCUGAACAGCAGCAGCAGCAGCAUCAAGAAAGCCAUCACAGCCCGGCUGUCCCGGGACAAGGAACGGAAGGGGGAGGCGGAGAAACAGGCCGAUUUGUCGGCGGAUCACCAGGUUGCUGUGAGGAGGCACCACCAGAGGCAGCAGUCGCCUCCGGCCGGCAUCACCUUGGAUGCCAUCCAGCUGAGCCCCAUUAAGAAGCACCUGAGCUUCCCUGUGGUGCCCGCGUUGGUGCGGACUGGAAGCACCAUCUCCAGCAAGUCCUUUGACUGCAUGAAUUUCAACCUGAACGGAGGCGACGAAGAGCGAGAGGAGGGCGGGGGCUCUGACAAGGAAGGAGAGCGUCCAGCAGGCGGCUCCCACCGUCUCUCCACCAUUAGCCUGAAGGAGGAGCACCUCAUCAGGCCAGAGGACGCCCAGGACCUCCUGUCUCCUGGAGCUCCUCUCACCAAGCAGUCUCGCUCCCCCAGUUUCAACAUGCAGAUCAUAUCACAGGUCUAAUGUGCAGUGCAGGGCAUGGUACACAUACACAUACACACACAUAUACACACACACACACACACACACACACACACACACACACACACAAAAUACCUGUUCAUAACACUCACACUCAUGCAGUUUUUCAAUUUUUAACAAUCCUACUACGUCAACCUCUGUCUACCUAUCUGUAUUGGUGUGUGUGU